CGCAUCGCUCCUAGCGGCUAACGUCCGAGUCGCAGGCUGCACUGCUGGCGGUGAACUCGUGUUUAUAAAAGGCUGACACCGGUGACAGGGGGCAGGUAGGUGCCGACUCUGCAGUCGGCGAGCACGCGAGCGAGCGAACGUGGGUGGCACAGCCUUCCCCAGUCCGUAGCAUGGCCGAUGCGGAACAGCAGCUGCCGCAGCAACAAGUGCCCGGGGAAGGGCAAGAGGAGGAGGUGGACCAGCCGCUUCCUGCUAUCGACGAACCCUUCCUCCAGGGUGUGCUGCGGAGCCACCUCCGGGACGACGGACUCGUCGUGGACAAAGUCGAUGUCGGUCCGGGUAGCGGACCCGGGGACAACUACAUGAGCACUGUGUACAGUGCCGUAGUGCGUGGCAAGACGGGACGACUAGAGGCGUUCGAGGAGCAGCUGGUGGUGAAGCUGUGGCCGGCGGACGCGAAGCGGCGUCGGCUGUUCCGCUGCGCUCAGGCGUUCAGCCGCGAGGCGUGCGGCUACGGCGAGGUGGUGCCGCGGCUGGGCGCCGCCGCUGCCGCGCUCUUCCCGCGCUGCCUCUACGCCUCGCCCGCCGGCGUCGUCGUGCUGCAGGACCUGCGCCCGCUCGGCUUCCGCAUGGCGGACCGCCGCGUCGGCCUCGACCUGCCGCACGCCGAGCUCGCGAUCAGGAAACUGGCCCAGUUCCACGCGACAACGUUGGUUCUGAAGAGGGACAGCCCGGAGACGGCGGAGCGGCUGAGGCGGAUGCUGCAGCCGGACCUGACGUUCGCGACGGCGGCGCGCCUCCUGACGAGCGACUCGGUGGACAACGCGGUCCUCAUGGCCGUGGAGUCGCUGAGCGACGAGCGCCAGUGGGACGAGCCGCUGCGCGCCGCCGUCGCCGCCGUGCGCCCGCUGCGCGACCAGCUGUACGACCGGCUGCGGCGGCUGCUCGCCGACGUCGACGAGGCCACCGCCGUCGUCUGCCACGGCGACAGCAGCGCCAACAACAUGCUCUUCCAGUACGACGACCAGCUGCGGCCGCAGGACCUGCGCUUCCUCGACAUGCAGGUGCUGCGGUACGCAUCGGCCGCUACCGACGUCAUGUACCUGCUGUUCACGACCGUGCAGAGUGCCGUCCUCAGCGAACACCUGCAGGACCUGGUGGGCGCCUAUCACGAGCAGCUGCAGCACGAGGCGGCCGGCGCCGCGGACCACAUCACUCUGGACCAUCUGCACUCGGAGGUGCAACGCCACGCGCUCUGGGGACUGCUGAUGGGCUUCUGGCUGAUGCCAGCGAUGAUGAUCAGUCCGCAGAACGUGCCCAGCAUGGAGGGCAGCGAGUCGCUGUCCAAGCAGCGCAUCAGCGAGUGGGCUCGCAAGCUGGGCCCCGACUACCGCGUGCGCAUCGAGAGCAUCAUGCGCAGCUACAUCACACUCCUGAGGUCUCGGCCAGGCGCCGAAACUGCCUAGGGGCCGGUGGCGGG
Molecule: messenger RNA, 1480 nt
Organism: Schistocerca nitens (vagrant locust)
Lineage: Eukaryota; Metazoa; Arthropoda; Insecta; Orthoptera; Acrididae
Exons: 5
Coding region: 171-1466 (431 amino acids)
Source: RefSeq, a predicted model, not a curated record